CUCCUCCCAGCCCCUCUCUGGCCCCUCAUUGUAUCGCUUGUCGUGUGUUCAUGUCAUCGCACAAAGCGCUGGUCGCUGCUGCUCUUCCGUUCUCCUGAUUUUCCCCUGCAGAGCUUCUGGUUGCGUGGAUCCGUCCUUGCAUCUGGAAACCAACACGACCGUCCAUGACCAUGCUCGCGUUCUUGCGGAGCAAGUACUGCGAAGCGAGGGAGAUUAUCGACGAGAUCCGCCGCACUCAUCCAGGCGAUGUGCCCGCUCCGCGACCGGACGGCUACGAGCCCAUUCCGGAUGCUCCCGACUUGUCCUCCCCUGAGCACACUUCCCAUGGAGUCGCCGAGAUUGAGGCCCUGGCCUCGGUCUGGUCCACCAAGACCCUGUACACGGGAUAUGUCUUGGUCUUCAUCAUUUUCUUCAUCAACUCUCUGCAGCAGCAAACCACCGGCAGCUUGAGUCCAUAUGUGUAUUCCGAAUUCACCGACCACUCGCUCAUCGCCAUGACGAAUGUGCUCACGAGCAUCAUCGGUGGAGUUUCAAAACUGCCGAUCGCCAAGUUAAUCGACAUUCUGGGCCGUCCUGAGGGGUUUGCGGCCAUGGUCGCGCUCUGCACCUUGGGCCUGGUGCUCAUGGCCGCCUGUCGGAAUGUCGAAACCUAUGUCGCUGCACAGAUCAUCUACUGGGUGGGCUAUAACGGGAUGGACUACGUCCUGCACGUCUUCAUGUCCGACACCACCGAGCUCGUGAACCGCGCCUUCGUCUACGGCAUCGCCUCGUUUCCCUACGUGAUCACCACGUUCAUCGGGCCUGCCGCCGCGCAGGUCCUGUACGAGCACAAUGCCCUGUACACCGGAUUCGGGAUCUUCGCCCUUCUGACCCCGGUGGUCACCGCGCCUCUCCUCUGCCUGCUGUGGAGGACACGGACGAAGGCCCGAUCGGCUGGGAUCAUCCAGCCCAAACCGAGGAGCCACUCUCGACUGCGCACCAUCAUCCACUACGCGGUGGAAUUCGAUCCAAUCGGAAUGCUCCUCAUCACCGCCGGCUUCGUGCUGAUCCUCCUCCCACUCACCCUGGCCACCUCCGGCACCAACCUGUGGAGUCCCUCGCUGCUCGCGCGGUGGAUGGCACCGGACCUCAUCGCGAUGAUCGUGCUGGGCGUCUUAUGUGUGGUGGGCUUCGUGUGCUGGGAGCGCUCCGGGGCGCCGGUCUGCUUCGUCCCAUACAGCCGUCUGCGCGACCCGACGCUCCUCGGCGCAUUUCUGCUCGCCUGCGCCAUGUUCAUGAGCUUCUACUGUUGGGACCUCUACUUCUCCUCCUACCUCCAAGUCGUCUUCAACACCUCCAUCCGCGACACGGGAUAUAUCUACAACAUCUAUAGCAUUGGCAGCUGCAUGAUCUCGAUUCCGGUUGGAAUAUUAAUCCGCCAUCUCGGCCGCUUCAAAACCCCCGCCCUCGUCGCCAUCCCCCUCUUCAUCCUGGGCACCUUCCUGAUGAUCCCCUUCCGCUCCCCCACCAGCCACAUCUCCGCCGUCAUCGCCUGCGAGAUCCUCAAAGCCCUCGCCGGCGGCACCCUGGUCAUCUGCCAGGAGAUCGCCGGCCUGGCCACCGGCUCCCACGAGACGAUCGCCGUCUCGUUUGCGCUGGUGGGGCUGGGGGCGAAGAUCGGGUGCGCGGUCGGGGCGGCGGUGUCCGGGAUGAUCUGGACGAGUACCGUGCCGGUCUACAUCGAGCGGUACUUGCCCGACUCCAAGAAGAGGCUGGCGGGGGAGCUGUAUGGGUCCAUGGCAAAAGUGCUGGAGUUUGCCCCGGGGACGGAGGAGAGGGAGGCGGUGGUGGCGGCGUAUGGGGUGGCGCAGAAGCGGAUGUUGGUCGUGGGGUUGGCAGUGCUGCCGGUGGCCGUUGGGGGAAUUGCGAUGUGGAGGGAUAUUCGCUUGAAGGGGGAUCAUCGUGGUUCGUGA
Molecule: messenger RNA, 1952 nt
Organism: Aspergillus saccharolyticus JOP 1030-1
Lineage: Eukaryota; Fungi; Ascomycota; Eurotiomycetes; Eurotiales; Aspergillaceae
Product: putative transporter
Exons: 7
Coding region: 165-1952 (595 amino acids)
Biological process (GO): transmembrane transport
Molecular function (GO): transmembrane transporter activity
Source: RefSeq, a predicted model, not a curated record